This is a messenger RNA of Puntigrus tetrazona (Sumatra barb), 5652 nucleotides long. RefSeq names its product zinc finger DHHC-type palmitoyltransferase 5a (gene zdhhc5a). Gene Ontology annotation, molecular function: palmitoyltransferase activity. NCBI's taxonomy places the organism in Eukaryota, Metazoa, Chordata, Actinopteri, Cypriniformes, Cyprinidae. Bases 1865 to 4171 code for a protein of 768 amino acids. The record is from RefSeq and is a predicted model, not a curated record. Gene Ontology annotation, biological process: protein palmitoylation. The transcript has 12 exons.
GCUCGUGGAUGUGGACCCGUAGCUCGUGCCGCUGCGCUGAGCUGCGUGAAAAUACGGUAAACCUGUCGCUAGCUUCAAGCUACGCGAGCUUUAGCAGGCUGUACGCGACAGAAUAUAAACUUAAACGACUUUCGAGGGGACCCAAAACUUGAAUUACGUAUUAUAAGCUCGAGUGUGUGCAAAAUAAGGCGAAAGAAUUACAGUUUGGACGCAGGCUAACUGGCUAAGUGAGCCGUCGGCAAGACCCCACCACCCAAAGAUUGAAACGGAGAUUAAAGCCAUCAUCUAAUCUAUUAAAGAGGAUAACCAAUGUCACACACACCAGUCCUCUAAAGCAGCGACGCCAAUGAACUGACAGGUGGAGUUUAUUUCCAUUCUCUCCUGCACACCCACUGGAAGGCCCCAACAUUGGCUGAGUUUGUGGAUACUCAGGGUUUGAGUGUGCGUAUGAUCAGCUGAAAGACGAGAGAACUCCACAGCAUCAGAGAAGAAAGCGCAGGCAUGGCUCAAGGCACUCCCUUGAGGCCUCGUCCCCCAGAGGUCCUUAUGUAAUGCCUCCUCAUCUGCUAAUAGACGGCAGCUGUGCCUGAUACACCCACACAAACACAUUUAAGGAAGUCUCUGAAGUGUCCCAAAGGAGAAGUUGAACUCUUGUCCAUUGUUUUCUCUUUGACCUCAUUCUCCCUCAGUCUUCACAUGCUCACCUGUGAAUCCCAGGAUUCCUCUGAGCUCCAACUUUUUCAUUUCGGAAUCGCUCCACUAACCUGGAUCUGUUCCCAGGAGUUUUGAGGUGUGUGCAAGCUAAACCCAGCUCUUUCACCUUUUUUUUUUUUUGUGUCUAUGUGCAAGCUUCAUCAAGAGAGGUGUUUUACCUGGAGCAUUCCAUUCGUUUCGUGCCUCUUGUCUCGAAGCGAGAAUUUGAUCUAAUCAGCUAUGCAGGUGUAAGCCUGUUUACUGGAGAAGAUACUGUCCAGUCCUUCGAAACUAACCUGUGGAUCAGCAAUGCUUCGACUCCGGAGAGACAAACUUGAGGUUCCGUUUUUUAAGGUGCAGUGUAGAGCACUUGCUGUUUGACAUGAAGGAAAGACAUUUUUAUAUUUUCUGAGUGUGGAUGGUGGGGGGAAACGGUUAACGGUUGAUUCCGUCUGAUUCCUUCAUUGUCAUAGCUCCCUUCAAAACUGAACGACACCAAAAGCUACACCUCCAGUCAAUCUUUUUGUCUUUUGCUGGUUUAUACAUUUUUUUUAAUAUAUAUUUUUGUUUUGUUUUUUCUUUUUCAACUGCCAUUUCAAAGCAGAAAAACUCCAGGACAUUAACUGAUUACAGUGCUGCUUGUCAAAAAAAGAAAAAAAACCUAAUUCAUAUCCAUUACUCUCCUCUACCUCUUAUUUUAUACAGUAACACCAAACAUUAAAAAAACUAAAAUUUAAAUCACCAUUUUUUCCCCCAUAUUCAAGUUUUUUUUUGUUGCACUUUUUAAACUAGCCCAAGCCUUUUGAAAUCAAAUGUUUUCUUUUUCUUUUUUUUUAUGAUUGUUUUAAAUGACCCAAAAAUACUUAGAUUUGAAAGACUUUAGACAAUUUAAGUUUUAUUAAAUGCUUUAAUCACCAAUAAGCCAGAAACUUCAACUCGAAUAAAGUCCCAAAUUUUUCUAAUUUCUUUUUCUUUUUUCAAAAAUACUUUUUCAAAUUUGAGAAUUUGUUUUUGCGUUUUUGCAACAAUGCUCAUCUUGUGGCCUUUUCAUACAAUGCUGAAAGGACAGCGACUUCUCCCCUAGUCUUUCUUUGCGUUUGUGCUGUCUUGACAACACAAACACACAAACGGAUCAUUUUCCGUGGCACGCUGCCAUCCUGCCCCCUGGGUGAUGCCGAGCGGCAGCAUGAGUGGGGGCAUGUCUGGACCCACUUCCCCACCCCACCCCACCGUUCCAUCCAGACCUCUCCGGCCUAGUCGCUACGUGCCAGUCUCUGCGGCAACGGCCUUCUUGGUUGGCGCAACCACCCUCUUCUUCUGCUUCACGUGCCCUUGGCUUUCAGAGCAUUUUUCCGUUGCUGUGCCAAUAUACAAUGGCAUUAUGUUUCUGUUUGUUCUGGCCAACUUCUGUAUGGCCACUUUUAUGGAUCCUGGCAUCUUUCCUAGAGCUGAGGAAGAUGAGGAUAAAGAGGAUGAUUUCCGGGCUCCUCUUUACAAGACUGUGGAGAUUCGAGGCAUUCAAGUGCGGAUGAAGUGGUGCUCCACCUGCCGUUUCUACAGACCCCCGCGUUGCUCUCACUGCUCUGUGUGUGACAACUGUGUGGAGGAUUUUGAUCAUCACUGCCCGUGGGUCAACAACUGUAUCGGCCGGAGGAAUUACCGUUACUUCUUCCUGUUCCUGCUCUCUUUGACAGCUCACAUAAUGGGCGUUUUUGGCUUCGGCCUGCUUUUCAUUCUCUACCACACCCAGCAGCUGGACAGAGUGCAUUCAGCUGUCACUAUGGGUGUCAUGUGUGUUGCUGGGCUUUUCUUCAUCCCAGUGGCAGGUCUCACUGGUUUCCAUGUUGUUCUGGUGGCAAGAGGCAGGACCACCAAUGAGCAGGUAACAGGGAAGUUCAGGGGAGGCGUGAACCCCUUCACAAAUGGCUGCUUGAGGAACGUCUCGCACGUUCUGUGCAGCUCACAGGCACCCAGGUAUCUUGGUAGAAAGAGGAAGGCUCAGACGGUGUCUGUUCAGCCUCCUUUCCUCCGACCGCAGCUUACCGAAGCUCAACUGGCAGCCAAGGUGCUCGACAACGGAAUCCAAGGAGACCUUCACCGGUCUAAGAGCAGUUUGAUGGAGAGUCAGUCUGCUGAUGCCGAGCCUCCUCCUCCACCCAAACCAGAGCUCCGAUACCCUGGGCUGUCACGAGGACCUGCCGGACACUCUGAGGAGAGUAGUCUGUUGAAUAAAGCCCCACCCACCCCCACCAUGUUCAAGUACAGGCCCACAUACAGCAGCCCGGGCAAGAACCACACUGCCCUCACACAUGCCUAUGCCAACCAGAUGAGUCGCGGGGACAGUCUUAAAGAGUCCUCUUCCUCUCUCCUCCAGUCCAGUCAGCAGCCAGGCUAUCGCUCUGAGCCCAGUCUGGAUGGGCGCGAGGGGGGUGGAGGAGCAGAGCGGAGCGGGCCAGAGCGAGCAGCUGGGGGUCCCGGAGGUCCUCCAGGCUCAGGGAUCAGCGGAUACUCCCUAGGAGGGCGUUCGUAUCCCUCAUUCUCUGAUACCACAGCUCUUGCCGGAGGGGCCUCGCGGUCCUCCAGCGUUCGCUCUUCCCACAACGCCCCGCCAUCCGAGGCCACCACCUCCACCAGCUACAAGAGCUUAGCCAAUCAGACGCCACCGCCGGCCCCUCGGAACGGCAGCUUGUCGUACGAUAGUCUGCUCACGCCGUCUGAAAGCCCAGAUUUCGAGUCUGCAGCACCCGAGAUGUCUCCAGGCCGGCCGCGCACGCCUGUGGUGGGAUACAGCUCUCCCUACCUGUCGGCACAGAUCGCCCAGCAGCGGGAGGCGGAGCUUCACCAGCCGUCCGCCUCCAGCGCUGCCCUCCUAGCCUCCCCGCAGCAUUCCGGCUAUCUACGUGGCUCCGCCUCCUCUCCGCCUGCCCCACCUGAACGUGAGCGGGAACGCCUGCUGCACGACUCUCAGCAGCAGCAGCAGCACCACCACCACCACCAUCACCAUCAUCACCAUCACCAUCGGCCUCCCCGCUUCUCGAGACCCCCUCUGCUCUCUGACUCGGGCCCGCCUCAGCCCUCGUACCCGUACCGCACGCGCUCCACUGACACGCCACUGCCGCCCACCACUCACCCUCCACGCUCGCCGCACCCCCCGCCGCUGGGGAAGUCUCUGUCUUACUCUAGCGCUGCCGCUGCUGAGAUGCAGUACCGCCUGGUCCGCAAAGCCUCGGCCUCAGUCGGGGGAGGGGGCAUACAGGCGCCAAAGGACGAGAUUCAGAUGAGGUCGUAUAGUCGGACAAACGGGCAGCCGAAACCUUCUUCCACCCCCUCGUCCCCCUCUCAUCCUGUCAGCGUGUCCACUCGCCCGGGUCAGGCGUAUUCCAGUGUUAGCUCUUCUCAGAGCCCCGCCCACAAGCCUGGAGGCGGGGUGAAGAAGGUGACGGGCGUCGGCGGGACCACUUACGAGAUCUCUGUGUGAGAGACGCUCCGCUUUGACCCGUGUUGUCAAGAAUGGAGAUCUGGACUCUUCACAGACACGUCAGAGAAAAUCCUGUUUGGUGGACAUUUAUUGGUGCCUGCAGGAAAGAUCUGAAAACAUCUGACCUCUGCUGUUAAUUUUUUUUUUUGAAAAGAGAAUAACGCUGACCAGCAGGUUUUGGUUAGAUAUGACGUAGAGGAGGAGGAGGAGGAGGAGGAGGAGCAGGGGGUCAUUUAUAGUGGGACUUCAGGACUCCUCACCAGUAAGGAGCUGGAGCGCAUAUUCAAUGUGACGGCUAAGGACCGGAUUGCCUUGAAAACAUUUCAGUACAUAACAACAAAAAAAAAGAUUUUUAUCCAACGUAAAUGUGUAAAAUGUUGUGUAUAGAGGAAAAAAUUAUCAGUUUUGUUUUGUUUUUUUUCCCCACAGAGUGGAAUUUGAUUUUUACAAAAGGGGACCUGUGGCAUUCAGUAGCCAUUUCAGACCACUGUGUUUGGCAUGCGACAAUGUUGCGUCUGUAUCCAAUCAGCACCAGGGAAGCAAAACAUUAGGAAAGAUUAGGAAAUGGACUAAUGCAUUAUUUAAGCAACAGCAGCCUUUUCAAGCGCAAGUAGUGUUUUCUGAGCAAUGGCCUUGGAAAUUCAAGGAAGUUUUUAUUUAAUUUUUAAAGUGUUAUUUUAUAUGACUUUAUAAAUGGCUAUUGAUAAGAUCAAAUGUUUUUUUUACAAAGGCUGAUGUUUGUUCUCUAUGGACUUUUAUCUAAUCAAAUCGAGGGAUAAAGAGCUGGUGGCCGUUCUAGCUGGAAAGAGAUCAGCCGGUAAACGGAGGGUUAACCGUAGCAUAAAAAUGCAUUUGAUAUGGUGGAGCCCAAUCUGCGGGGGGGCGUAUUUAAAAUUUUAUCCUGUAAACAUUGAUUGGCUGCCUCUUAGAUCAGUUGUUUUGUUUUUUUUUCACAUUUCAUUUUGUUAUAUUAAUAUGUGAGAGCCAAAUCUCAAUGGUGGCCUUGACUAGCCGGUCAUGUAGGCUUUAAAGCUUCCCGCUCAUGAUGCCACACAACAGGGGGGGAACCAUAUCAGUGCCCUCUGAUUGGACAGUUGAACCAAUCAGUGGAAGUUAGCCGUCAUUAUGAAUCAUCAAAAGCCUUCUAUUUUUAAUUAUUUAAUUCUUACCUAUUGCAUUCAAGAAGAUUGUGACAUUGUGCAGGACUCAUUUCAAUCAUCGUCUGUCUUGUCAAGGGGUGUCGAUUUAACAUUUUAGAUCAGAGCUGGCAAAUCAGGAGACAGAAUGUAUUUGCUGACUUACACAAAGCCAAUGAAUACACUUAUAGGAAUAUUUUGGAUCAAAAGAUGGAUUGAGGCGAGGGAGGAAAAGGAAAAAAAAGAACGUGUACUGUAUAGUUUGGUGUGAGUGAACAUGGUUGUGAAUAUGUGUAUGCGUGCGUGCGUGUGUGUGAGCAUUGGUAAUAAACUCUUUAUAAAUCA